CGGGCCGCCGAGCCGGCAGCUGCCGCGCAUAAAAGUCAUGGGGCUGGGGGGCCGGCGGGAGCGCCAUGAAGGCCGGCGGCGGCGCCGCAUCCGACCCGGAGAGCGGCGGCAGCAGCAGCGAGAGCAGCUCGGAUAAGUCCCUGCCCCCCGCCGGGGGCCCGGGCAAACGCAAGCGGAAGAGCCCCCGGCUGAGCGGGCUGAGCAAGCAGCGGCAGGCGGCCAACGCCCGGGAGAGGGACAGGACCCACAGCGUCAACUCCGCCUUCAGCGCGCUCCGCACGCUCAUCCCCACCGAGCCCGCCGACCGCAAGCUCUCCAAGAUCGAGACGCUGCGCCUGGCCGCCAGCUACAUCGCGCACCUGGCCAACGUGCUGCUGCUGCAGCAGGGCGAGGAGGCGGAGCAGUCGUGCCUGCAGUACCAGCCCCGCCUGCAGGGCGGCAGCACCGCGGCGGCGCCCCGGCCCAUCUGCACCUUCUGCCUCAGUAACCAGAGGAAGCUGAACAGAGAAGGGGAGAAACACUUGUCUGUUUAAAGUUUAAGUGGACGUUGAAUCAGAUGAGAAUCUUAUACUGACUGUAGAACUGUUUUAGAUAACUUCUCUUUAUUCACACUGUUUACACUGAAAUUAUGCAACUGUAAAAACUUUUUAAACUA
This is a messenger RNA of Chelonoidis abingdonii (Abingdon island giant tortoise), 655 nucleotides long. Its product is annotated as transcription factor 15-like. NCBI's taxonomy places the organism in Eukaryota, Metazoa, Chordata, Testudines, Testudinidae. Gene Ontology annotation, biological process: developmental process; regulation of transcription by RNA polymerase II. The record is from RefSeq and is a predicted model, not a curated record. Gene Ontology annotation, molecular function: protein dimerization activity; RNA polymerase II transcription regulatory region sequence-specific DNA binding; DNA-binding transcription factor activity, RNA polymerase II-specific.